GCCCGAACAACUUCAGCCAUAAGUCGGCGAUUAAUUCGAUAAUAAAAAAAAAACAAACAAAGUGUUGAAAGACAUGUUCACGUGACGCGUUCGAAACGUCCGAUUCGCGCUACGACGUGGUGCAGACCUAUGCUCAAAACCGGUGCUCAAAUAAUGACUGUCCAAAAUUUGGAUCGGCUGGACACCAUGCAAAACAUUAGCGAUAAAGCGGGCAACGACGCCCAGCAAUCCGGCAAAAACGGACACAUUAGUUUCAGUGUAGCCUCCCUGCUGGCGGACACCAGGCCAUCGAAGUCCGUCAGUCCGAAUUCCUCCACAGUGCAAUCUUCUAGUCCGACGCACCAGUCCACCGACGAUGAGUACGAUUCGAACCAGGAGGAUUCCAUCGUCGACGUGGAGGAUUUGCAAGCGGAGAAGAGCGAGGAUUCGCCGUCGAAGGAGGCGGAUUUCAACAGGGACAGGGAGCAGAUUUUGGGGCCCGGCCAGGGGCCCAUUCGGCCCACGCCGUUCUCCGCUCUGGCGGCGGCCGUUUAUCAGGCGGCCCAUCCGAAUUGGCCCCACCAAGGUAUGGUCAAUCCAUUCGGACCCAGCCCUAUGUUCCAGAACGCCUCUCCCUUCGGCGUGCCAGGAAUCAAUCCAGUCGAUUCCAACGGGGAACCACCAAAGAUAAAAUGUAACUUAAGGAAGCACAAACCAAAUAGGAAACCGAGGACCCCUUUCACCACGCAGCAGCUGCUCGCUUUGGAAAAGAAAUUCCGCGACAAGCAGUAUCUCAGCAUAGCGGAAAGGGCCGAAUUUUCCAGCUCGUUAAGGCUAACAGAAACACAAGUGAAAAUCUGGUUCCAAAACCGCCGAGCCAAGGCGAAACGACUCCAAGAAGCCGAGCUGGAAAAAUUAAAAAUGGCCUCGCUGUCUCGCCACCCCCAUCCCCUGUACCCGCAUCCAGCCCUGCAGGGAUACUUCGCGCCCGGGACGCACCCCCUGGCGUCGCUACUGGGCGCCAGGCCGCCGAUGGGCCCCCUCGGGCUCAUGCCCCAACAUCCGCCUCCACAUAUGGCCUCGCCGCAGGAGAACAUCAGAUCGCCCAGUCCGCAUAUGAAUUAAGAAAUGCCGAAUUGUGGGGUAACUGUGCUGUGUUCGCGGUGAUUUUUCGACGUAUUUUUGGAGUGCUCUCUCUAAGUAAAGCCAGUGCGUUCGAGUGGAUUCGAGUAAAUCGAUUUCUCUAUUGAUUUGAUACAUUGUGUAAAUGUAUUUAGGAGUGUUGUUUAACAGGAAGAUUAUACGUUUAAUGAGCCCAUCACUAUCGAUGUCAAUUUAGUUUUUAUGACGGUGUAAAGAUCAGAAUAUACUGUUACAUUAUUGAUAAAAUUUAAUUUUAUGGAAACGUUUAUUAGACCAUUAUCAAGAAACUACAAUUUAUUACAAAAUUGAUAAUUAACACUUUUGCGAUUUAGGACGAGAAUUGGUUUUUAAUGUCGAUUUUACGAGAAAUUCUCUAGUCAUCAAUAACGCUUAUGAUACGAUGUAUAAUUUUCGUUAUCCCAUUUGGCAAAUAAUUUAAUUUUUAAUUACUUGACACAUGUAUUUAUCACUUUUGAUUGGAUAAUUAAUUAGAACAGAGGUCAGUACACAAUCGAAACACAACAACCGAUGCUGUCAUAAGCGUUUCGAGAGAGAAUUAUCAUUUUUUUUAUUCGAAAUCUCGCUAAUUAGCUCUCGAAAUCGUACUUAAUUAUAGGAACGGGAUCGUUAAUGCGUAUCGUAUUACAAAAUUAAUUGCUGUAAUAAAUGUGUUUGUUUUCUUUUAAUUUUUGAAACAAAUUAAUUUCCUUUAUCGAAAAAGUAAUUCAAUAAAUUACGCACCCCGGGGUUAUCGGCGGCUAAAAUUGAGGUCAAACGAUCAACAUGAUUCAGGAGAAAUGAUUUUCGUUUCGACUUAUCUCCGAGAUUACGAGCCCGAAAUCGAUUUACUCGAAUCGCUUUAACAUUGUAAAUAUUUGUGUAAAAUAUACUUGUGUAUAUACGAAUGUAAAUGUGUAAAUUAUUUGGAUGUAAUUUUAAUUAUGUAUAAAGAGAACUGUAAACAAAAAAAAUUGUAGCAAUCUUUUAGCAUAGAAGCGAUAGUGAUUGUGUCACUUUGGUUUUAUUGAUAAG
This is a messenger RNA of Phyllotreta striolata, 2154 nucleotides long. NCBI's taxonomy places the organism in Eukaryota, Metazoa, Arthropoda, Insecta, Coleoptera, Chrysomelidae. The record is from the annotation of a GenBank genome assembly.